This is a messenger RNA of Trichoderma citrinoviride, 657 nucleotides long. RefSeq lists its product as hypothetical. The coding region runs from base 1 to 657 and encodes 218 amino acids. The record is from RefSeq and is a predicted model, not a curated record. Lineage: Eukaryota; Fungi; Ascomycota; Sordariomycetes; Hypocreales; Hypocreaceae. The transcript has a single exon.
AUGCACAUCCCUCAACCCCCUGCCCCAACGACUCCCCCCUCCCUCCAAAUCCGCCAACUCGACUUCCACAUCCUCACCCAAACCCUCAUCCGCCCUUCCACAACAAUCAUCACAACUAUCACCCUCGGCACAAUCGAGCCCGCCUCCACAGAGACCAUCGCCGCCGUCCCUCUCCCCGAGACAACAUCCCACCACCACAGCGGUCUCUCAGGAGGCCAGAUCGGGGCUAUACUCGGUUCCGUCGUGGGCAUCGUCGUGCUCCUCCUCAUCAUCGGCUUCUGCUACGUCGGCAGACGCAGAAUGCCGAUAACGUACGAUGAUGAGAAAGAAUCCAGAUACAAAUACAGAAAGCAAACCCACAACAACAACGGAUGGGGCAACAGCCAGAAGAAGAAAGCCAAGGGCAAAAGCUCGCGCACAACGCGCAGUGUAUACGAGUACGAUUACACCGAAGAAGAAGCCGCAUACUAUGCAGCAGCCCCCGCAAAAAGCAAGAGAAAGUCUUCAUCGUCUUCGAAGAAGAACAAUGGUGCCACGGUUCAAGAACCCGCUCCGGCUGUUGUCGCGGAGAGAAUCCCUGGAGGGCCAAGAUAUCCGACUUACCGCGCGAUUCCAAUAUCGAAUCCCCGAAACCCUCAGAUUUGGCGUACGGGUUGA